UUGUCUGUGGUAAAUGGCAAAUUAUCGUGCAUGUGUUUGAAUUAAAAAGAUUUUGUCAUGAUUGUAGAAUUAAUAUGAAUACUGGAGCUUGAGUUACUUUUUCUAUCAUCUAUGAAAUAGAUUUUAUUUAAUUAAAACAUUAUUUACUAGACAUGGCCGAUGAAGAAAUCAAUGGUGAUGCUGAUGAUAUCCAACAUGAUAAAGACAAAACUCAAAAGAAAACUGCAAAACACGACAGUGGAGUAGCUGACUUAGAAAAAGUCACCGAUUAUGCAGAAGAAAAAGAAAUUUCAUCCCAAGAUAUAUCUGGAGCACUAUCCUUAAUUGGUGAUAGAAGAAAUAAAGAAGCAGCAGAACGCCUCGAAAAAGAAAAGGAAUUACAGAAAGUGUCUGUAAAGAAAGAUGACAUUGAAUUGAUUGUAAGAGAAAUGGAAAUCUCAAGAACACUAGCUGAAAGAACAUUGAGAGAACAUAGAGGGGAUGUGGUAGCAGCUCUAACUACACUCACAAAUUAAUUCACAUCUUACUAUAUUACAAUAUACUAAUAUCAGUUUACUUCUGUAAUACCAUUUCUUAAUAAAUUGUAAGUUAAGUCUAUUAUUG
This is a messenger RNA of Achroia grisella, 603 nucleotides long. RefSeq names its product huntingtin-interacting protein K. The record is from RefSeq and is a predicted model, not a curated record. Gene Ontology annotation, biological process: negative regulation of apoptotic process; protein stabilization. NCBI's taxonomy places the organism in Eukaryota, Metazoa, Arthropoda, Insecta, Lepidoptera, Pyralidae. The transcript is spliced from 3 exons. The coding region runs from base 153 to 515 and encodes 120 amino acids.